This is a messenger RNA of Cladophialophora yegresii CBS 114405, 306 nucleotides long. RefSeq lists its product as uncharacterized. The transcript has 2 exons. The record is from RefSeq and is a predicted model, not a curated record. The coding region runs from base 1 to 306 and encodes 101 amino acids. Lineage: Eukaryota; Fungi; Ascomycota; Eurotiomycetes; Chaetothyriales; Herpotrichiellaceae.
AUGGACCGUGCGAAUCUCUCGAACGCCAUUGUCGCUGGUAUGGGCCUCGACGUGAGUUCUCCCGCGUUCACACAAGACGAUGCUGCUUCUGGUGGAGCUGACACCAUCGUUCCAUCGACUGGGGUACCAACUACGCCUUUUGGCAGCCAGUCCUCGGUCAUUGUCGGUGUCUUCUUCCCCACCUACGUCCUACUGCAACCGCCUUCAACUGGUGUGAUCCGAAACAUCAGACCCAGAAUCAUUUUGCCAACUAUUACACUACUGCGGGGUAUGACUCUGCUGGCCUUCGGCUUCAUCAGGGAUUAG